CACACACAAAACACGGCUCCGCUGCUUUGAAUGUUUUUUAAAGCUGCUCGGUGCUUCUCAGCUCACCUGCACACGAGGAUGCCCGCACAAAAUAUAUCAACUGCAAAAGAAGUUUAAGAGACUAUGACCGAGUUGGCGGAUUCAGGCGCCGGAUCUGGACGUAGGCUGCGCACCAUCUGCCGGAGGAUGUACGGCGAAGACGAAGAUCUGUCAGAGGUUGAAGAAAUGGCAAACAUCCGAGAUUUCAGCCUGGAGGAAAAGCUUGCCAGUGACAGCUACACGGGAGACUUUGUCCGCUCCAUGGAGGGCAGAGACUUCACUUAUGAAUAUGUGCAGAGGGAGGCCCUCAGGACCCCCCUCAUAUUUAAAGAGAAAGAUGAAUUAGGGAUCAGAAUGCCUGAUCCAGAGUUUACAGUCAGUGACAUUAAAGGAUUAGUGGGCAGUCGGCGCUCUGUGGAUGUUAUGGACGUGAGUACUCAAAGAGGCUCUGAAAUGAGCAUGGCUCAGUUUGUCCGUUACUAUGAGACACCAGAAAAAGAGCGCAACAAACUCUUCAAUGUCAUCAGCUUAGAGUUCAGCCACACUAAGCUGGCGAACCUCAUCAAGCGACCAACAGUGGUGGACCAGGUUGACUGGGUGGACAACAUGUGGCCUCCUAAUCUGAAACAAAGCCAAACAGAAACCACCAACAUUAUUUCACAGAUGAAGUACCCUAAAGUGCAAAGGUAUUGUUUGAUGAGUGUAAAGGGCUGUUACACAGACUUCCACAUUGAUUUUGGGGGAACCUCCGUUUGGUAUCACCUAUUUAAGGGACAGAAAGUGUUCUGGCUUGUGCCUCCAACACCCCAUAACCUUGCACUGUAUGAGGACUGGGUCCUGUCAAGCAAACAGAGUGAUGUCUUCCUAGGAGACCUGGCCCAUGGAUGCCAGAGAGUAGAACUCAAACAAGGAUACACUUUUUUCAUCCCAUCUGGUUGGAUUCAUGCUGUCUACACUCCUGUCGAUACACUGGUGUUUGGAGGCAACAUUCUGCACAGCUUUAACAUUCCUAUGCAGCUUACCAUCCACGAGAUAGAGAACAGGACUAAGGUUCCUUCCAAAUUCCGCUUUCCUUUUUACUAUGAGAUGUGCUGGUAUGUCCUGGAGAGAUACUUGCACUAUCUGACCAAACAGUCCUACCUUACUAAGGAGAUCCCUAAAGAGCAUAUGGACUCCAGGAGUCAGGACAGCUCCUGGUCACGUUAUGGCAGGAAGAGCCCGCUCCUCAAAUCUGCCAUUGACUCUGAAAACAGCUCCACAUCUCUAGAUUUCCCCAAAACCCCCCCUGAAUCUCCAUCCUCUGAAUGUCAGAGUAAAUGGACUCAUUUGACAGAGUUUGAACUGACUGGACUCAAGAAACUGGUUGAGAAGCUGGAGUCUCUCCCUGAAAAUAAGAAAAGCGUUCCUUUGGGAAUUGAAAACCCUCAAGCUCUUCUUGAGCAUAUAAAGGUUAUGCUAAAAGAACAUGCUGAUGAUGAUCCUGAAUUAGCAAUUACUGGACUUCCUGUGGUGUACGUGCCUAAGAAAACCGCAAAGCCCCGGCCUCCCAACUGGCCGAAACCUAAGGUGGCAACAUCUCCUGUAUCAGCAGUCAAGCUGACAGCCAGUCGGGGAACAUCUGGUGCCAGGAGAAGAAGAACGCGCUGUCGAAAAUGUGAGGCAUGUCUGCGAAAGGAGUGUGGAGAGUGCCACUUCUGCAAAGACAUGAAGAAGUUUGGUGGGCCAGGGCGAAUGAAGCAGUCCUGCAUCAUGAGGCAGUGCAUUGCUCCUGUCCUGCCCCACACAGCAGUCUGUCUCAUCUGUGGAGAGAUUGGAAAGGAGGAUACUGUGGAGGAUGCAGAGGAGAAGUUUAACCUUAUGCUUAUGGAGUGCUCCAUAUGCAAUGAGAUUGUUCAUCCUAAUUGUCUCAAGGUUAAAGAUUCAAAUGGAUUAGUCAAUGAUGAGUUGCCAAACUGCUGGGAGUGCCCGAAGUGUAACCACGCGGGCAAAACAGGGAAACAAAAAAGGGGGCCAGGAUUCAAGUAUGCGUCAAACCUCCCUGGCUCCCUUUUGAAAGAACCACGAUUAAACCGGGAUCCAAAGGAGGUGCCAGACCCGGCCACGGUGGCUACAACAGACAAUACAGACGUAACGACCACAUCAGCUGUGAAGAGAAAGGCAGAACAGGAAGUAAUCUCAAAGAAGAGUGAUGAGGAGCCUCCAAAGAAACGUCCGCCCCCGCUGUCCCCGGAUAGCACGUCUAGACCAAGGCUUGAAGACAAUCCACUGAGGAAAAAGAGGAAACUUUUUGACACCAAUGAUGAACCUGUCAUUGUGAAAAAGAGGAAGAAGCCCUUAAAGCCAGAUGAUCCAUUCAGUUUGAAACUGUUGCGGCAAAUCAAGACAGAGAACGAACAUGAUGAUUAUGACAAGGAGCCAGAGGAUGGGGAAAAAGAUGAACUGUCCUUGGAUUGGAUGUAUGUUAAAGUGAAAAAAGAGUAUGAUAAAGAGUUUGAAGAAAAGGACAACGAACCAGAGGAGACUGGAACAAAAAAAAGAGGCACUGGUAUAGAGGACAAAGAGAAAGUACUUUCAUGUCCCCUGUUGAGGACAUCCGCAGCGAGAGGAAGUGAUCAUUUGUCCUCCAACUCACCUAGAGCUGGACCAAGCAGUGAAUCAGGAGACUUUAAGGAAAGUAGCUCUGCUCAGCUCAAAGCUCGCCAUCAGCGCUGGUGUCUUCCUAACAAAGAGUUGAGCAAAGAGAUCAGUCAGGGUAUCAAGAAAGAAGAGUAUUUGGGCAACCAGAAAGAUGGUUCAGUGAAGACAGAGGACAGCUCAGUCGAUCAUAAUUGCAGACCAAUUAAGACUGAAUAUUCUGUGACUAAUCAAAACUGGAAACCAUCUACUACUCACAGCCAUAAAGGUGUUAAAAUUGAGGAUGGCGUAGCAAAUCCAAACAGACUGCCUCUCAAAACAGAAGACUGCUUGACUGAACAGAAUCAUUGGCCGAUAAAAACUGAGCCAAAACUAGAAGAAGAAGAUCAGAAGCCUAGUCGCCCUCUUAAUAACGGCAGCAGUGACCUGGGUGAGGGGCUGCGACACCGGGGGCCGGAGGGAAAUGGAAUAAACGCAUCAGUCACACUGAUACAUCCACGACCACUCCUACUACCAAAAUGUAUCCAAAUGGAGCGUCACGUGAUCCGACCUCCUCCCAUCAGCCCUUCACCUGACAGAUUACCUCUGAAUAACGGGGAAGCACACAUGAUGCAGCGAGAGACUUGGGUGGCCAUAUUCAGUCACCUCACUCACAGAGACCUCUGUGUCUGCAUGCGUGUCUGCAGAACCUGGAACAGAUGGUGUUGUGAUAAAAGGCUUUGGAAGCACAUCAACCUGAACCGUUGUAAGUCCAUCACACCUUUAAUGCUGAGUGGGAUCAUCCGAAGACAGCCAGUAGCUCUCGACCUCAGCUGGACCAAUACCUCCAAGAAGCAACUCAGCUGGCUCAUCAACAGACUUCCUGGUCUGCGUGUGUUACUUCUGUCAGGAUGCUCCUGGGUGGCCGUUUCUGCUCUUUGCACCUCCAGUUGUCCACUCCUGCGAACGCUGGAUGUUCAGUGGGUCGAGGGACUGAAAGACGCUCAGAUGAGAGACCUGCUGUCACCACCCACAGAUAACAGGCCAGGUCAGUUGGACAACAGGAGUAAGCUCCGUAAUGUGGAAGACUUGCGUCUGGCAGGGCUGGACAUCACGGACACUUCUCUGCACCUAAUCAUUCGAUACAUGCCCCUGUUAUCAAAGCUGGACCUGAGCUACUGCAACCACGUUACCGACCAGUCUGUCAACAUCCUGACUGCUGCAGGGACAACCACCAGAGACUCACUUACAGACAUCAACCUGUCAGUCUGUAACAGGGUCACCGACCAGUCGCUGACCUAUUUCAAACGCUGUGGAAGCAUCUGCCACAUUGACCUGCAAUACUGCAAAGAGGUGACCAAGGAGGGAUGUGACCAGUUCAUCGCAGAAAUGUCUGUUAGCGUGCAGUUUGAACUGGUAGAGGAUAAACUGCUGCAAAAGAUCAGUUAAGUGGAAAGUGGGAAACUUUGUAAAAAGCAGUGAAACUACUGUCCACAUGGAGGCAGCAGAUGACUGUGUUAUAUAGAUACAGCAUAAACACAAGGAUAAUCAAUAUCCCUGUAAAAAGUAUUCAAAGGAAACCUGGGCUGCCAAGUCAGGAUGUAAAAUGGAAGUCUUGUUUUGUAAAGGCAAUACUACAAAGUGCAUUGCUGUUGCACCUGUUUCUAAGUUAUUUAUUCUUAAACUGAUUUGGUAUUGUACCACAGUUAUCCUGUUGUUUAUGGAUCAUUCUUUGUUCCAAUGCAAAUUUUAUUGCAUAAUAGAUGCCUAUUUUUGUAUCAGAAAUUGUUUCAUACAUGUGCAGUUUUAAAUGCAUUAUUGCCAACAAAUGUUUUUUUGUGUGUGGCCUUUAAAAAAUAAAAAAUAGAUAUGUAUAUUUUGUUUUCC
This is a messenger RNA of Cololabis saira (Pacific saury), 4539 nucleotides long. RefSeq names its product lysine (K)-specific demethylase 2Bb (gene kdm2bb). The coding region runs from base 124 to 4101 and encodes 1325 amino acids. Gene Ontology annotation, biological process: protein demethylation; regulation of transcription by RNA polymerase II. Lineage: Eukaryota; Metazoa; Chordata; Actinopteri; Beloniformes; Belonidae. The transcript is spliced from 21 exons. Gene Ontology annotation, molecular function: histone demethylase activity; transcription coregulator activity; protein binding. The record is from RefSeq and is a predicted model, not a curated record.